GAGAGACAAGCAGGAAGUCAGCAUCAUGUCGACCGAGGACCCGUUUUUCGUCGUGAAGGGGGAGGUGCAGAAGGCCCUGUCUCGCGCCCGGGCCCUGUUUGAAAGGUGGGAGGAACUGUUGCAGGAUGGGACGCAGGUCAGCCGUGACGAGCUGGACUGGAGUGCCAACGAGUUGAGGAACUGUCUGAGGGCGAUCGACUGGGACCUGGAGGACCUGAGUGAGACCAUCAGCAUCGUGGAGUCGAACCCGGGGAAGUUCAGACUGGCUGACGACGAGCUCCGGGAGAGGCGGAGCUUCGUGGAGCGGACCAGGAGCGCCGUCCAGGAGAUGAAGGAUCAGCUGUCCAGCCCUUCUGCUGUGGCUCAGGCAGAGAAGAAGAAUAGAGAGGCUCUGCUGACUCCCUCAGCUCAGGACAAGUCGACGGGCCUGGAGGCUCACCUGGUGUCGGCCAACUCCCGAUACAUCCAGGAGCAACAGGAGCAACAACAGGUAACUACGGACACACACACACACACACACCGGUUCUGCUCUAAGUGUGUGUGUGUGUGUGUGUGUGUGUGCGCAGCUGAUCGUGGAGGAGCAGGACGAGCAGCUGGAGUUGGUGUCGGGCAGCAUCAGAGUCCUCAAAGACAUGUCGGGACGCAUCGGGAACGAGCUGGACGAGCAGGCUGUCAUGUUGGGCGACUUCGGGGACGAGAUGGACCAGACGACGUCCCGCAUGGACUCAGUCCUCAAGAAGCUGGAGAAGGUGUCCCACAUGACCAGCAGCCGGAGGCAGUGGUGCGUCAUCGGCGUGCUGGUGGUCGUGAUGAUCGUGGUCCUCGUCCUCUUCUUUGCUCUCUGACCUUUGACCUCUGGAUCAACGCUCACCAGGCGCCUCGCUGUGAGGACGGCCGUGUCUCCUCCUCCUCCUCCUCCUUUCCUUUCCAUUGAGGAGAAGCACAACCUUCCUUCUCUUUUAUUGAUUCGAGUGGGGAAACAAACAACAACAAUAACAACAACAACGACGGAGGAGGAGCUCCUGGCUGAGUGACCCUGGUGGUGUUACGUAUUUAACAUUUCGGUUAUUGUUGAUAACGGUACUCCAUGGGGGGGGAUUUCAGUGUUGCCUUAAAUAUAUUUUUAUAUAUCGUGGACGUGUGCAGUAUGUUUAUGUGCCUACAUGUAGAUCAGGGGGGGGGGGGACCACCAUGGGGACCACCAGGGUGACUACCAUGGGGACCACCAGGUGGACCACCAGGGGGACCACCAUGGGGACCACCAGGGUGACUACCAUGGGGACCACCAGGUGGACCACCAUGGGGACCACCAGGUGGACCACCAAGAGGACUACCAGGGGGACCACCAGUGGGACCACCAAGAGGACUACCAUGGGGACCACCAUGGGGACCACCAGGGGGACCACCAGGAGGACUACCAGGGGGACCACCAAGAGGACUACCAGGGGGACCACCAUGGGGACCACCAGAGGGAGCACCAGGAGGACUACCAGGGGGACCACCAUGGGGACUACCAUGGGGACCACCAUGGGGACCACCAGGAGGACUACCAGGGGGACCACCAUGGGGACCACGAACAGGACCACCAUGGGGACCACCAAGAGGACUACCAGGGGGACCACCAUGGGGACCACCAGGGGGACCACCAUGGGGACCACCAAGAGGACUACCAGGGGGACCACCAUGGGGACCACCAAGAGGACUACCAGGGGGACCACCAUGGGGACCACCAGGAGGACUACCAUGGGGACUACCAGGGGGACCGCGUCGCCCAAAACCCGCCGACUCAUCAUAGAUGCCGGUCGUCCCCCCCCCCCCCCCCUCCUGAGGACCGGCUCCAUGGGGUGAAGUCUGCAGCCGGCUCCCGAUUGGCCGAGGGCUCGGUCGCUCUCGCUGGGCGGCUCCCGGCCAAUGGGGUUCGCCCGUUGAGUUUUUAAUGGAGCUUUAGAUGAGGAGCAGCAGUUACCGGGCAGGAAGUCUCCGCAGGAGGCCCCGAGUCAGGCAGACGGCGCCCUCUGCUGGAGGCCGGGGGUCACGUCAGGUGUGUGUGUGGGGGGGGGCGGGGUCUCUGUAUAAAUAUUUAAAACACGCCUUGAAGUACAAAGACUUUCGAUCAAUUUCACUUGUAAUCAGAUUAAAUUUUUUCACAUUUUAUUUUUUUUCUUUUGCUGAACGGCGGCGUUGCGUAACAUUUAUCCAGAGACAUUUAUUUUGAUUUUUAAACCGAUGAAGGCGGAGGUCAAAGGUCACAGGGUUCCAUGCGGGGCUCCCCCCUCUCACUGACAGAGCUCCUCUCCGUUAUGAUGUCAUCAUUAUUCACCACGCUUUGGUGUGAUGACGUCACAUCUGAGAGACCUUCAGGGUCUGGUCCUAAAACACGGAUCUAAAGGCCUUCUGGUCACCAGAAAGUGACCUCUGACCCCCGAGGGGGCGGGGCUUAAGGCAUUAACGGUCGCUCUGGAGACUGAUCAUGGUCAAAGCUUUAAAUCAGGACGAUGACGUCGACGUCGUGGAGGCCAUGACGUCAUCGAUGUCGUGGAGGCGUGUUUUGUGUUCAAGAUGAAUUAAAGUGCCAAUUCUGUUUGUUCCCGUUGUUAAUAUUAUUAUUAUUAUUUUUGCCGCUUUGCGUCGUGUUUUUUGCACAUAACCAAACUUUAUUCCCGUCGUUCGUGUUCUUGAAACCUUUUUAUUUAACGUUUCGACUUCCACGAACACGACAUGAAGAAUACCUGUUACUCGGCUGCUUCGACAACCGAAUCGUCGUGAUUGUUUUCUGGAGUUUUGAGUUUUAUUAAACUUGUUCAAUGUGA
Messenger RNA from Pseudoliparis swirei, 2810 nucleotides. RefSeq names its product syntaxin-10 (gene stx10). NCBI's taxonomy places the organism in Eukaryota, Metazoa, Chordata, Actinopteri, Perciformes, Liparidae. The transcript has 8 exons. Gene Ontology annotation, biological process: Golgi vesicle transport. Gene Ontology annotation, cellular component: membrane. Bases 26 to 934 code for a protein of 302 amino acids. The record is from RefSeq and is a predicted model, not a curated record.